GCCCAAUUUUAGCCUUCACCGAAAAUAUUUAUACUAAUCCCCCAAUAGUUUCCAAAUCUGACGCGAACAGCUUCAAAUCAACAAGAGUUUUUCCUCUAGUGAAUCGUUGUUUCAUCAAUGGCCGGUUUCCUUCUAAAUUACGAUUCUUGUCCUGUGGUGAAGAACAUACUUCUUUUGGACUCAGAAGGAAAGCGUGUAGCUGUUAAAUAUUACUCUGAUGACUGGCUGACAAACAGCGCUAAGGUUGCCUUCGAGAAGUCCAUUUUCACCAAGACUCAAAAGACAAAUGCUCGGACUGAAGCUGAAAUAACAAUGUUUGAGAACAACAUAAUUGUUUAUAAGAUUGUGCAAGACCUCCACUUCUUUGUCACUGGAGGUGAUGAUGAAAAUGAACUAGUGUUAGCCACUGUUCUUCAGGGUUUCUAUGAUGCAGUUACACUUCUCCUAAGGAACAACGUUGACCAGAGGGAGGCCCUUGAGAACUUAGAUCUUAUUCUUUUAUGCCUUGAUGAGAUUGUGGAUGGAGGGAUGGUACUUGAAACUGACGGUAACAUUAUUGCUGGAAAAGUUUCCAGUAAUAACAUGGAUGAUGGAGCACCCUUGUCUGAACAGACAAUAUCUCAAGCAUUGGCAACAGCGCGGGAACAUUUGACAAGAUCACUUCUCAGAUGAACAUUUUCUUUUAAGUUUGGAGAGAGCAAUUAUUUUUUGACGUAAUUCUUUAUGAUUAUAUACAUAUAUAUAUAUAUAUAUAUGUAGUUAUUUUUAUUUCAGAUGGUGAUGGUUGCGUAUUCUUAGUCUCAGUUUUUAUACCAUUUAUAAUGUUCUGUUGCCUGUAUUAUCUCGUAAGUGGAGGCCAUCCUUUAUGCAUUUUGGAUCAACAUAUGAA
Messenger RNA from Solanum dulcamara, 889 nucleotides. RefSeq names its product coatomer subunit zeta-1-like. The transcript is spliced from 6 exons. Gene Ontology annotation, cellular component: COPI vesicle coat. The coding region runs from base 118 to 672 and encodes 184 amino acids. Gene Ontology annotation, biological process: retrograde vesicle-mediated transport, Golgi to endoplasmic reticulum; intra-Golgi vesicle-mediated transport; intracellular protein transport. The record is from RefSeq and is a predicted model, not a curated record. Lineage: Eukaryota; Viridiplantae; Streptophyta; Magnoliopsida; Solanales; Solanaceae.